GAGGAGACCCUAAGAUGGCGGCGAGGGGGACGGUGAAGGUUGCCUCCCGCCCGUCCGGGCUCUGAUCCUCCGUCUCCCCGUCCCCCGGCGGCCGGCCCAUGGCCUGGCGGAGGCCCGAACCAUGGACCUCCGCACCGCCGUGUACAACGCCGCCCGUGAUGGCAAGCUGCAGCUGCUCCAGAAGCUGCUCAGCGGCCGGAGCCGGGAGGAACUGGACGAGCUGACGGGCGAGGUGGCCGGCGGGGGAACGCCGCUACUCAUCGCCGCCCGCUACGGCCACCUGGACGUGGUGGAGUACCUGGUGGACCGGUGCGGCGCGAGCGUGGAGGCCGGUGGCUCGGUGCACUUCGAUGGCGAGACCAUCGAGGGCGCGCCGCCGCUGUGGGCCGCCUCCGCAGCCGGCCACCUGGACGUGGUGCGGAGCCUGCUGCGCCGCGGGGCCUCGGUGAACCGCACCACGCGCACCAACUCCACGCCUCUCCGCGCCGCCUGCUUCGACGGCCACCUGGAGGUGGUGCGCUACCUGGUCGGCGAGCACCAGGCCGACCUGGAGGUGGCCAACCGGCACGGCCACACGUGCCUCAUGAUCUCGUGCUACAAGGGCCACCGUGAGAUCGCCCGCUACCUGCUGGAGCAGGGCGCCCAGGUGAACCGGCGCAGCGCCAAGGGCAACACGGCCCUGCAUGACUGCGCCGAGUCCGGCAGCCUGGAGAUCCUGCAGCUGCUGCUGGGGUGCAAGGCCCGCAUGGAACGUGACGGCUACGGCAUGACCCCGCUGCUCGCGGCCAGCGUGACGGGCCACACCAACAUCGUGGAGUACCUCAUCCAGGAGCAGCCCGGCCAGGAGCAGGUCGCAGGGGGAGAGGCUCAGCCUGGGCUGCCCCAAGAAGACCCCUCCACCAGCCAGGGGUGUGCGCAGCCUCAGGGGGCUCCGUGCUGCAGCUCCUCCCCAGAGGAACCACUGAACGGGGAAUCUUACGAAAGCUGCUGUCCCACCAGCCGGGAAGCUGCCGUGGAAGCCUUGGAAUUGCUGGGAGCUACGUAUGUGGAUAAGAAACGAGAUCUGCUUGGGGCCCUUAAACACUGGAGGCGGGCCAUGGAGCUGCGUCACCAGGGGGGCGAGUACCUGCCCAAACCGGAGCCCCCACAGCUGGUCCUGGCCUAUGACUAUUCCAGGGAGGUCAACACCACCGAGGAGCUGGAGGCGCUGAUCACCGACCCGGAUGAGAUGCGCAUGCAGGCCCUGUUGAUCCGGGAGCGCAUCCUCGGUCCCUCGCACCCGGACACUUCCUAUUACAUCCGUUACAGGGGUGCCGUGUACGCCGACUCGGGCAAUUUCGAGCGCUGCAUCCGCUUGUGGAAGUACGCCCUGGACAUGCAACAGAGCAACCUGGAGCCUCUGAGCCCCAUGACCGCCAGCAGCUUCCUCUCCUUCGCGGAACUCUUCUCCUACGUGCUUCAGGACCGGGCCGCCAAAGGCAGCCUGGGCACCCAGAUCGGCUUUGCAGACCUCAUGGGGGUUCUCACCAAAGGGGUCCGGGAAGUGGAACGGGCCCUGCAGCUGCCCAGGGAGCCCGGAGACUCAGCCCAGUUCACCAAGGCGCUGGCCAUCAUCCUCCACCUGCUCUACCUGCUGGAGAAAGUGGAGUGCACCCCCAGCCAGGAGCACCUGAAGCACCAGACCGUCUACCGCCUGCUCAAGUGCGCGCCCAGGGGCAAGAACGGCUUCACCCCUCUGCACAUGGCUGUGGACAAGGACACCACAAACGUGGGCCGCUAUCCCGUGGGCAGAUUCCCCUCCCUGCACGUGGUCAAAGUGCUGCUCGACUGCGGGGCCGACCCGGACAGCAGGGAUUUUGACAACAACACCCCGCUACACAUAGCAGCCCAGAACAACUGCCCGGCCAUCAUGAAUGCCCUGAUCGAAGCAGGGGCCCACAUGGACGCCACCAAUGCCUUCAAGAAGACGGCCUACGAGCUGCUGGACGAGAAGCUGCUGGCCAGGGGUACCAUGCAGCCCUUCAACUACGUGACCCUGCAGUGCCUUGCGGCCCGGGCCCUGGAUAAGAACAAGAUCCCUUACAAGGGCUUCAUCCCGGAAGAUCUGGAGGCGUUCAUCGAACUGCACUGACCUGCCCAGAACGCCUGCACCCUCACCUCUCCCCUCUCCUGCUGAGAUGGGGGAAAUCCGGCUGCGGCAUAGCAGAUGCUCGUUCUUGCCUCCUUCAGGCACCAAUCAGGAGAAGGGUUCUGCCUCCCAUCCCCUCUACCUGCAGACAGGGUCGGAGGUGUUAGCGAGCCUUUGGUGCUAGAAGCCUGCGGGGUCAUGUGCUAAGAGGACAGUCUUUCUCCGGGAGCCCGCUCACUCAUUCUGAGUUAGGAAAAGACACAAGACCUUCCCCACAUCCUGUCUGCCUGGGUUAGGGAGGCCUUUGCCUUGUUACCUAGAGGCGGAGGGACUGAAGCCAUUGCGUUCCUUCCCUGCUAGAAACACAGGAAGAAGUUGAGGACUGUCUGCCUUCCCUCGUCCCUUUACCUGGCCAGAUAACUCCAGCCGCUGAAUACAGUGUUAGGACUGGGGGCUCCUGAGAUGAGAGUUUGAGAUUCAGGGAAUGAGACCACCUCUCAUUUCUUCCAGCAUGAUCGCGCCCUGCUCCCGUGCCACCGUAGUCCCUGGCAGACAGGCAGGGCUCUGCCCAGGGCAGCCUGCCACUUGCAUAGCUUUCGGUUGGUUUGGUGUUCUGUUUAUUUAAUAAGUGGGCAGGUUGCAAGCGUUGCACAGAAAUUCUGAGAUUUUACUGCCUUUUUUUUUUUUUUUAAGAAAGUUGUUUGUUGGACUCCAUAAGUGAAUUUCAAGCAGUGAGGAUUUUGUGGUGCCUGAGAUGGCCGAGGGCACAGGGAGUGAGCUGUAUGUGUGAGGAAUUUGGUGAGCGAGAUAAAAGUCCACGGUGUCAACCCCUAAAACAUGGGUGACCGUACAUUUUUAUACAUCUCCACUCUACGGCCUUUUACAGGCUUUCCGAUUUUACAGGCCUUUCCAAGUUUCCAUUCUCCUUAGAGAGAGAACUGUGCUUCCAAACAGAAAUCAGGAGUGACCACAAAGCCUGAAAACACUUUGCCACCCAGCAAAGAACUGGCACAAUUGGUUUGGGUCUGCAUUGCCAUAGUGCCCGAGUUAAAACUGCAGGCCACUCUGCCUUGCAGUGGCCUCUGAUUUCAUUGUGGGUGCAUCCACAGGUGGCCCGAGCUGUUCUUUCAGCUGCUCCAAGGAUUGAGACCCAAGUCAUCAUGAAAAAGGCCCAAGUACAGUCUUAAUGCGAUAAAUCCACUAGCUAAGACGUCGAGUGCCAAGACCAGCCUUCCAGCCGAGGUUUGGACAAAGUCUCAGGUUCCCGUGACUCAGGGUAAGGUGCUGGGGCUGCCAGAGGACCUGCCCCAGCAAGAUUUUUGUCAAGAGCGAGACUCCAUCAGCCCAGGCAGACGGGAGCAGGUUCUUGGCCAGCGUAGACAGCAGCAAACAGCAGCAGGGAAGCCAUUCUCACUGCAUCCUCCCUGCAGUAGCCACGGCCAGGCCCUUAGGAGGAGCAGUGACCGGGGGUGUCCAGAAAUAUCCUGUCCCUGGAUGGAAACUAGGUCUCGUUUGGAUUUUUUUUUUUUUUUGCCGUGUUAGGAAAUUAUUUAUUAAUUUACAAGACAGGUUUUAACUCAGCCGAGGUGGGAAAUGGUGUCCCUGUCCCUCCCAAAGCACAGAGCACAGAAAUGAGGCCGUUUACAUGGCGAGUCUCCGUGCUGGUGUUUAAGUCAUUAAAAAGAUACUCAAAGAGAAUGGCCUGCCUGAUGCGUCCUUGGCGUGGGUUAACUGGGGAAGUCGGAGGUGGGUGAGUCAGUCCAUGGCAUUGGUGUGAGUGAACAGAGAGCCCUAGGGCCACCUCCCCUAGCCAGAGGGGUUUCUGUGUUACAUACUGGGGCUUUUUUUUUUUUUUUGAGACAGAGUCUCACCCUGUCCCCCAGGCUGGAGUGCAAUGGCGCGAUCUCAGCUCACUGCAACCUCUGCCUCCUGGGUUCAAACAAUUCUGCUUCAGCCUCCUGAGUAGCUGAGAUUACAGGCACCUGCCACUAUGCCCAGCUAAUUUUUGUAUUUUCUGUAGAGGCAGGUUUUGCCAUGUUGGCCAGGCUGGUCUCAAACUCCUGAACUCAAGCGAUCCUCCCACCUCAGCCUCCCAAAGUGCUGGAAUUACAAGCAUGAACCACUGCACCUGGCCUCUAUGUUACAUACUGGGGCUUUGUGUAAAAUUUCAUUUGAAAAACAGUAUGUUGCUCUUUGAAAAAAAGCCUGGGCAACAUAGUGAGAGCCUGUCUUUACAAAAAUAAAAAAUAGGCUGGGUACGGUGGCUCACAUCUGUAAUCUCAGCACCUUGGGAAGCCUGGGCAACAUAGUAAGACCUCUGUCUCUACAUUUUUUUUUUUUUUUUUUUUGAGAUGGAGUCUUGCUCUGUCACCCAGGCUGGAGUGCAGUGACGCCAUCUCGGCUCACUGCAACCGCUGCCUCCCGGGUUCAAGUGAUUCUCCUGCCUCAGCCUCCUGAGCAUCUGGGACUACAGGCAUACACCACCAUGCCUGGCUAAUUGUGUAUUUUUAGCAGAGACGGGGUUUCACCAUAUUGGCCAUGCUGGUCUCAAACUCCUGACCUUGUGAUCCACUCGCCUCGGCCUCCUAAAGUGCUGGGAUUAUAGGUGUGAGCCACCACGCCUGGCCCUUUUUUGUUUUCCUUUAUCUGCCAUCUCAUCUCACCUCCUUGUGUAAACUUGUUCCAUUCUAAAAUUCUGGUUUUCUCCAUAUCAGAACAGUCAAACCCCCACCAGAAAGCACCACCCCGUUAGCUGGGUCCAUGGGAUUUUGCUGAGCCCCUGCCAUGUGCCAGGCAGGUUUCAGGCCCCCUUGGGGAUAAGGAUUGAGCUGUCGAUAUGAACGUCCGGUUAAUCCCUGUGCGCCCGCCUCACGUGGCAGUGGGGAGAGGCCCUGCUGUGGGGCACCGCAUGCUGCUUCCAUGGUGCAUUGGGUUGGAGGGCUCUUCUCCCGAGGGUGGGUGUCUCCCAUCUCUUGCCUUCACACACCUGCUGUCUUGUUUCAUUUGGGACUGGACAGUCCCACAGGUGACAGCUGUUGGGCUGUUGUAUGCCUGUUUGGUGUUGCAUCAAAGGAGUGGGUUUGAAUCAGCAGGUGCUCUCAAAGCUGUCUCCUGGGAGACACAGUACUAGUGAGCAUUUAUUGAGCACCUACUGUAUGCCAGGCACCAUUUUCUGUGGUUAAAUGCACUGCCUGUUUACACAACAGCCCUCUAAAGGAGGAAAAACAUAUCAGAGUCCCAUGGAUGGAAGAAAAAUAAUGAAGUAGGAAAAACGGCCCUCUUAAGAUGAAGGUCAUCUUUUUUUUUUUUUUUUUUUUUUUUUGAGACGGAGUCUCUGUCGCUCAGGCUGGAGUGCAGUGGUGUGAUCUCGGCUCACUGCAAGCUCAGCCUCCCGGGUUCACACCAUUCUCCUGCCUCAGCCUCCCGAGUAGCUGGGACUACAGGCACCUGCCACCAUGCCCGGCUAAUUUUUUGUAUUUUUAGUAGAGAUGGGGUUUCACCGUGUUAGGAUAGUCUUGAUCUCCUGACCUCAUGAUCCGCCCACCUCGGCCUCCCAAAGUGCUGGGAUUACAGGCAUGAGCCACCGCACCCGACCAGAUGAAGGCCAUCUUAAAGCUCAACCAGUUUCAGGUGAGGGCUGAUCCAGCAGAUCCCAAUUAUUCCUAAAGACCUGGUUGAUAGCUCCCUUGAGACUGGGGUGGGGUGGGUGUCCCAAGAUGACCGCCAGCAGAAAAGAGAGCAUCUUUCUCCCAGUCAAAAGCCAAAGUAGGACCUAUCUAAAGUAAGUCCUGGCCGGGCACGGUGGCUCACACCUGUAAUCCCAGCACCUUGGGAGGCUGAGGCUGGAGGAUCGCUUGAGCCUGGGAGUUUGAGACCAUCAUGGGCAGCAAAGUGAGAUCCUGUCUCUACAAAAAAAAAAAAAAAAAAAAAUUAGCCAUGUGUAGUGAUAUGUAGUCCCAGCUGCUACUGGGGAGGCUGAAGCAGGAGGAUUGAUUGAGCCCAGGAGUUUGAGGCUGCAGUGAGCCUUAAUGGCACCAUCACACUCCAGCCUGGGCAACAGAGUGAGACCCUGUUUCAAAAAAACAAAGCAGGGCCGGGCGCAGGGGCUCACGCCAGUAAUCCCAGCACUUUGGGAGGCCAAGGCGGGCGGAUCACGAGGUCAGGAGAUCGAGACCAUCCUGGCUAACACGGUGAAACCCCGUCUCUACUAAAAAUACAAAAAUUAGCCGGGUGUGGUGGCAGGUGCCUGUAGUCCCAGCUACUCCGGAGUCUGAGGCAGGAGAAUGGCGUGAACCCGGGAGGCGGAGCUUGCAGUGAGCCGAGAUCGCACCACUGCACUCCAGCCUGGGCGACAGAGCGAGACUCCGUCUCAAAAAACAAACAAACAAACAAACAAAACAAAGCAGGUCCGGUAUGGCAGGCGGGGGAACUGAGGCUACUAAGAGACAUUAAGAUGCUUAAGGACAGCCGGGCGCGGUGGCAGACGCCUGUAAUCCCAGCACUUUGGGAGGCUGAGGCGGGCGGAUCACGAGGUCAGGAGACCAAGACCAUCCUGGCUAACACGGUGAAACCCCGUCUCUCUACUAAAAGCACAAAAAAUUAGCCAGGCAUGGUGGUGGGCGCUUGUAGUCCCAGCUACUCGGGAGGCUGAGGCAGGAGAAUGGUGUGAACUCAGGAGGCGGAGCUUGCAGUGAGCCGAGAUCGCACCACUGCACUCCAGCCUGGGCGACAGAGCACAAGACUCCAUCUCAAAAAAAAAAAAAAGAAAGAAAAAUGCCUAAGGACACAGCGCAUGAAGGAAGGGUCGAGAUUGGAACCCAGGACCGUCAGAGUUCAUACCUUGUGCUGAUUCUCCAUCCGGGACGCCAGACACAUGGAUCCCUUUCCCCUGCUUUCUGGUGUUGUUUUGGCACAAGCUCUCCCAUCCCUGGGGCAGGUGGCCAUCCUGCCUCCGCAUCCUGAGCGUCUGUUUCCCUCGGGGAUCUGCCAGACUCAGCCCCCUAACCCCAAGAAAAUCACUCACAAAAAUCAUCUGAGCUAAAUGCUUGCUUUGAAAGCUCAGACCUGGGGAUUGUAACUUUAGCCUCAUACCUUCUAAUGAAGGCCAUCUUAAAGCUCUACCAGUUUCAGCUGAGGGCCGAUCCAGCAGAUCCCAGUUGUUCCUAAAGACCUGGUUGCUAGCUCCUCUGAGACUGGGGUGGGGUGGGUGUCCCAAGGUGAUGACCAGGAGAAAAGAGAGCGUCUUCCUCCCAGUCACAUCCCAAGAUUCGUGACCGAGCGCGGUGGCUCACGCCUGUAAUUCCAGCACUUUGGGAGACCGAGGCAGGUGGAUCACGAGGUCAGGAGUUCGAGACCAGCCUGGUCAACAUGGUGAAACCCUAUCUAUUCUAAAAAUACAAAAAAUUAGCCAGGCACGGUGGCAGGCACCUGUAAUCCCAGCUACUUGGGAGGCUGAGGAAGGAGAAUCGCUUGAACCCGGGAGAUGGAGGUUGCAGUGAGCCGAGAUUGCACCACUGCACUCCAGCCUGGGCAACAGAGCAAGACUCUGUCUCAAAACAAAACAAAACAAACAAACAAACAAACAAACAAAAAACUAAAAACAUCAAGAUACGCUCUGAUUGGACCAGCCUGGGUCCCAUGUUCUUCCAUGACCCAAUCCUAGUAGCCCAGGAGUGGGAUGUGCCAAUUGGCUUGGCCUGAGGAGGGCCCCCAGAGGGUCUGUAAUCCAUGUGUAACUGGAGUUGCUGUAAAAUGGGGCCAUCUGGCUGGGUGCGGUGGCUCACGCCUGUAAUCCCAACACUUUGGGAGGCCGAGGCGGGCGGAUCACGAGGUCAGGAGAUCAAGACCAUCCUGGCUAACACGGUGAAACCCCGUCUCUACUAAAAAUACAAAAAAUUAGCCGGGCGUCGUGGCAGGCGCCUGUAGUCCCAGUUACUCGGGAGGCUGAGGCAGGAGAGUGGCGUGAACCCGGGAGGCGGAGUUACAGUGAGCCGAGAUCGCGCCACUGCACUCCAGCCUGGGUGACAUAGCAAGACUCUGUCUCAAAAAAAAAAAAAAAAAAAAAAAAAAAAAUGGGGCCAUCAAUGCCAUGGAGGGUAGCAAAAAAUGUUCACAAUAGUAAAAUGACUACCUGCCGUUGAUCAGUGAAGAAAAAAGCUCAGAGAGCUCAAGUGGAGUACCUAAGGCCACACAGCCAAGAGGGAGAGCCAAGUCGUUUGUGGUUAAAUGUCCUGCCUGUUUACACAGCAGCCCUCUAAAGGCGGAAAAACAUGUCAGAGUCCCAUGGACGGGAGAAAAAUAAGAAUAAUAAUAAAGUAGGAAAAACAGCCCUCUUAAGAGGAAGGCCAUCUUAAAGCUCUACCAGCUUCAGGUGAGGGCUGAUCCAGCAGAUCCCAGAGAAACAGGCUCACAGAGAGGGGAGGGGGCUUGUCUAAGCUUACCCAGCCCGGAAGCAUCGGGGUCAAAGCUUAACCCCCUGCUGGAAGGUGUCGAGAGCCAGGCAGCCAAGCCUGACCUGGGAGAUGGGGAAGUGGGGGCCCCCCCAAGCUCGCCGACUGCCCUUCCCAGCCUGCUGCCAGUCUGAUUCCACAGAACUGAAGUCGGGACCUGGAGUUCUGCUCAUUCGCUCAUCUACUCAGUGACUUUCUUAGACCCUCCCCAGCACUUUGAGGGUGUCAGUCACUGCUGCGUCCUCAGCACCCACGCCAGGGUCUGUCCCACGCCAGGUGGCCUGUAAAUAUGGGCUGAGCAAGCGAACAGUGAACGAGUUGGGAAUUCACAUCCUCCUCUGACUACUUGGGGCAGCAGCAGGGGACACAAGCAGGCCCCUAUGGCUUUGCCAGACCCCGGGUGCCGCCGCCCCCAUGGAAUUGCAGGACUGUUAUCUGAGCAACGUCGACGGGGGAGAACACCCCUGCCCGAGGUUAAAGAUAGCACCGCUCGAAUCACAUCACAGGCCGAAAAGGCCAGAUGACCCACCAGGGACAUUGAAUCCGUGUCCCGAGAGGGGUGGGGCGGGGGUGUGGAUUCCUGCGGGGAGCUUCGGGACUGGAAAAAACAGAGGGUGCUCUGACCGAGUGUUUACCAAAACAUGUAUUAGGCAAGACCCGGGCCGAAUGUGGGUGGCACCGCCCCUGUGCUGGGCCAGGAGAAUGUGCCCGCACCGGUCCCAGAUCCUGUUUCCCCAGUGGGUUGUACAAGACACCUUGAACUUCUGCAUGAACUGGGACAUUCAGAAUUCCCUGGAGCAACCCCCUCCCUCCACCCUGUGCCUUGAUAUCUCCUAUUAAAGCUUGUGUUUGAAUGUCUGUUAAUAGACAUGAUUUAAUUAUUGAUAUUAAUUCAAAUGUAUUAAUUUGAAUUAUUAACUUAUUAAUCAUUUGAUGUCGAUUAAAGCAAUGAUCUUGAUCCAA
Molecule: messenger RNA, 9540 nt
Organism: Homo sapiens (human)
Lineage: Eukaryota; Metazoa; Chordata; Mammalia; Primates; Hominidae
Gene: FEM1A
Product: fem-1 homolog A
Exons: 1
Coding region: 122-2131 (669 amino acids)
Biological process (GO): negative regulation of inflammatory response; ubiquitin-dependent protein catabolic process via the C-end degron rule pathway; protein ubiquitination
Cellular component (GO): cytoplasm; Cul2-RING ubiquitin ligase complex; mitochondrion
Molecular function (GO): ubiquitin-like ligase-substrate adaptor activity
Source: RefSeq, marked validated